ACGAUUCCUCACGAAAAGUGUUCGGAAAUCGUGGCUCGUAGCGCCGCUAGUCUUAUUUCAGUUGGGCAGAGCGCUGGUCGAGUAUUUGCCUCUGCUUGAACAUUUAUCGUAAAAUUUCGGUUAUCAAUAAUUCUAAUCAGCCAAACAAUGAGACUGAUAGAAAAGGUGUUCAAACCAACGGGGCCAAAACAUGCCGGAACAUUGAUCUUUUUCCACGGUUCGGGCGACAGUGGCAGCGGAUUGACGGAAUGGAUCCGGUUUCUGCUCGGGCGAGAUCUCGAGUUCCCGCACAUUAAGGUCAUCAUCCCGACGGCUCCCGUACAACCGUACACGCCGAUGGGGGGAGAAAACUCGAACGUAUGGUUCAACCGGAAGCGCAUCGAAAUGGACUGUCCGGAAAUACGCACGUCACUCGCCUCGAUCUACGAUACCGUCAACGAGCUGCUGGUGCGUGAAAUGGCCACCGGUACGCCGCUAGAUCGGAUCGUUGUCGGUGGUUUCUCGAUGGGUGGCGCCCUGGCGAUGCACACCGGUUUCCACCUGAACCGUGACCUGGCCGGUGUGUUUGCCAUUUCUUCGUUCCUCAACACGGGCAGUAUUGUGUACGAGUCGCUGGGUUGUGUUUCGCAGGACGAACACUUGCCCGAGCUGCUGAUGAUGCAUGGGGAACGCGACGACCUUGUGCCCCUCGAAUGGGGACAGACAACGUUUGAUGAGCUGGCGAAGCUGGGAGUGCGGGGGCAGUUUGUGCCGCACCGGAACGCGCUGCACGAAAUCAAGAAGGAUCAACUGUUGCGGGUCAUCGAUUGGGUGCAGAAGCUCAUUCCGGAACCGAAAUACGAAGCUUCACCACCCCCGGCCCCGAAAACGGAUUCCACCAAAAGUACGAAGAAAGGAAAACUGUGACCAACUAAUUGAAUACAUAUUUGUUUUAAUUGUCGGAUUUUUUAACGGCGUAUUAAAAUGAUGAUAAGCCUUAAAAUGAUAAAUUUCGUUUACCAUAAAUUACUUACACAUACAACGCUUAUCUUCCACCUUCGGACGAGCAUUGUGCGCGGAGAUGAUAAUGCGAAUUACCUAAAACAGAUUCCUUAAGAUAAGGAAGCUGUUCGUCGUGUACGGAAGUCUGUUUUUCGAUGCAAUGCUCUUACAUUAAGAAGUAAACAAGCGAUCAACAUGUGGUCGCAUCUUUUGAGUUUGUGCACGUCGUUGGGAGGCACAAUUGAUUCGUGCUAAAAAUACAAAAUUAAUUAGGCUUCUGGUUUGUUGUUGGUAGCUAUUUUAAGAACACGCGUGGUAAACAAGCGCCCUUUAGUUAAUUUGGUUUUCAUAGAAGUGGGAUGUUAAAAGCAAAAAGUCUUUUUGGUUUUGCAUUAUAAUUUCUUGUAGCCAACUAUACACACAUUUUCCCCAUUUUCAUGGCAUUACUCUACGAAAAAAAGUAUACUAUUCGAAACGUAUUGAUUUCACAGAUUUU
Messenger RNA from Anopheles coustani, 1477 nucleotides. Its product is annotated as lysophospholipase-like protein 1. Bases 148 to 906 code for a protein of 252 amino acids. The transcript has 2 exons. NCBI's taxonomy places the organism in Eukaryota, Metazoa, Arthropoda, Insecta, Diptera, Culicidae. Gene Ontology annotation, molecular function: palmitoyl-(protein) hydrolase activity; carboxylic ester hydrolase activity. Gene Ontology annotation, biological process: protein depalmitoylation. The record is from RefSeq and is a predicted model, not a curated record. Gene Ontology annotation, cellular component: cytoplasm.